CUCUCUCUCUCUCUCUCUUUUCCUUUCAUUUCUCGUGUCUUUUUUUGCUUACUACUGCAAAAACAAGCAACAGCUACUUAACCAAAACUCUCCCUUUCAGUUUGAUCCUCUGGUUGCUUAGUAUAAACAACACAGUGAAGAAUACACAACAAAGAGUCAAAACCCACUAUUUGUUGAGGGUUCUUUAGCCACCUAGAUCUUGUUUAACGCUUUCAACUCCACCAGGUUAACAAAACAGGAUACGGAUUCUUUACUUACAUAUAGUUUCAAGAUUUUCCAUCUCUUUUUACUAAAAGAACCUUCUUUUUGAUCUGGGUCUUCCUUUUUUUUUGUUUGUUUCCUCUGUUUCUUGUGCUUCUUUGAUAGUUGUGGUUUUUGCUGGGGUUUUUGAUCUGGUUUCUAUGCUUAGCUGCAUUGUGCGGUAGAGAACAAGACGUGAGUUUUUUCAAUGGAAAAGAAUUCAGGUAAAGGAAAGGCAAAGGAGAAUAUGGAUUUUCAAGGUUAUGGCUUGAGGGAUAACCCCAAGAAAUCCUGGAAAUCCUUAAGCUUUACUGAUGGUAGUUCUAGUUCAAUGCUGAAGUUUCAAUGCAAAGUUUGUGGCAAAGAUUUUGAGUCAAUGAAAGCUUUGUUUGGUCAUAUGAGGCACCAUUCUGGGAGAGAAAGGAAAAGAGUUAACUGUCAAGAAUGUGGCAGGAAGUUUCAGUCUUUGAAGGGUCUUACUGCUCAUAUGAGGUUACACCCUGUGAAGCUUAGGGUCUCAGGUGAACCAGGGCCUGGUGGUCCAAGGCAAGACCUGGUCUUGGAGAGCAUAACAGUGAGGAAAAAGAGAUCAAAAAGAAUGAGGUACAGUAAUGCGCCAAAUUCUUCACCUUCUAGCUUGAAUGAAUCUUCUGAUGUAUUUGAAAUUGAUCAAGAAGUGGAAGAUGUUGCGUUAUGCUUGAUAAUGCUGUCUUGGGGUGUAAGGAAUUGGAGUGAAUUCAAUUCUUCUAGGGAGUCUUCUGAUAAUUCUGUGAUUAAAUCUUUUCAUCAAAGUAAAGAAAUUAUACAGAACGAAAUUGGGAUUCCUUUUGGUGAUGGCGAUGAGUCUUUCCAGAUGAAGAAACCAAGAGUGGAUAAGUCUAAUCCCGAUGUUUCAGUUUCUAUGAAUGUUUUCUAUGAGAAGAAAAUAAGUGAAUGUAAAGAAUUGGAUUCUGGGAUUGUGACUGAUAAGGAAGAAAAGAUUGGAUCAGAAGCUCCCAAUGACAUGUUCUGCAGGGAUGUUGAAUUCAGGGUGUCUACGGUGGAAGAUGAAUCUGGAUUUGAAUUGUAUGCUACAGAAAUUGAGGAAAGAAAUUCAGGUGAAAAAAUGACCUUCAGGUCUAUUGAAGUAGAAUCAGGGCAGGAUUUGAUGGAAGGAUUGGAUUUAGCUGGUUUGGGAUCCACAAAGUUGAGUUCUUGCAAAGACGCCAUGUUUGAUGCUUGUGACGCUGAACCAGGAGGAAAUUCUUCGAACAAGCAAAUAUGUACUCCAUUGAAUUCUGAAAUGUCUGAUGAUUCCAAGAAAAAGAACAGAUACAAGUGCAGGAUCUGCGACAAGACUUUCAAAUCUCAUCAAGCCCUUGGUGGUCACCAAACAUUCCACAGAAAGAGUAACAGCUGUGCUAUAGAGCAGAUUGAGAAUUGUGAGAAAAACACCCAGAGUAGCAGUUCUCCUAAAACUGAGGCUAGUCCCAAAUUUCUGAGGGUUGAGAAUGUUGAGAAUUCAGUCGAGCAGGAAAUAAAUGGGGUGACAAGUAAUGGAACAAGUAGGUGUAAGGUGCACAAGUGCGGAAUCUGCUUUAAGGUUUUUGCAUCAGGGCAAGCUUUGGGUGGUCACAAGAGGUCUCAUAUCUUGAAAGAGUCUGAAACCAGAGACAAACAGCCUCCAAUGCAAAUAGGCUUUAUCUCUGAUGUACUUGAUCUUAAUCUCCCUGCUAUACACAAUGAAGAGGCUAAUGGUGAUGUUGGAUUCAAGUCAUGUCGGGUUGGAAGUGACUGCAAGAGUGAGCCUCUUGUCAGUCUAGUUGCUAACUGAUGAAAGGUGAAACCAGUUCUUCAAAUUUCCCAGAGUGUACGGACAGUGGUGGCUUUUCUUCCAGUUCCAAUGGUAAUUCAUGUUGGAGACCGGACCUUUGUGCCCCUAGCGUAAACUGGCACGCACUCAGUCACAUGUAGCUUACGUCUUUUAACUGAUUCUUGGUAUGGCGAAGUUCAUUGAUGCUUUUCUUUGA
This is a messenger RNA of Theobroma cacao (cacao), 2249 nucleotides long. RefSeq lists its product as uncharacterized. Lineage: Eukaryota; Viridiplantae; Streptophyta; Magnoliopsida; Malvales; Malvaceae. The record is from RefSeq and is a predicted model, not a curated record.